This is a messenger RNA of Hyaena hyaena (striped hyena), 4282 nucleotides long. RefSeq names its product chromosome unknown C2orf88 homolog (gene AKAP19). The record is from RefSeq and is a predicted model, not a curated record. The transcript has 4 exons. Gene Ontology annotation, molecular function: protein kinase A regulatory subunit binding. Lineage: Eukaryota; Metazoa; Chordata; Mammalia; Carnivora; Hyaenidae. The coding region runs from base 645 to 932 and encodes 95 amino acids.
GCAAAGGGAGCCUGGGAACCAGCUGUGGUUGACUUCCAGGAGCCACUAGACUGUUUCUACACACUUCACAAGAUACCUGUUCGGGAUUAUUUGGAUUUCGGUUUUAAGGCAAUGAAGUAGCUGGGACAAAAAUGAAGUGAAUAUCUUGGGAAGGAAAUAAGCCCUAAAUGUGGAAGUUUACAUGGAAGAGAAACUUGUCAUUAUAACUCUAUGAAAAGAAGCUUUGGAAGAGACCAAAGAAUUGCUAAUAGAGCUACAGAGGCAACAUCUGAGAGAAACAAGUUCUACUACAAUCUCUACUACUACAUUUAUGACUACUGAGCUGCUUCGGAGAGAGACUCACCUCGCCGUCUCCUAAUUGAGAAGUUAGUCCCCGCCCCUUCCAGCUGGUUCUGAGCCCAAGUCCGAGGUAUUGCAUUCUGAGCUGCAGUUUCAAUCUCCCUCCUUCCUACCUGAAGAGUGACUGAAGAUUUUCAGAUUAACACUACAGGUGAAGAUUGGUAAAAAGAAACACUGAUUUCUGAGGUGGCCUGGAGAGGAAAAGUGCUGGUCAGUAUCACGUGGACAAGCUUAGUGUUUUCCAAAGAUGCUAUUGAAGUAGUCUUUGCUACUGCUUGCCUUCACUCAGAGCUCUUCAUAAAAACAUGGGCUGCAUGAAAUCAAAGCAAACUUUCCCAUUUCCUACCACAUUUGAGAGCGAGAAGCGGCAUGCAAGUGAAGAAAGCUUUAUGUCUGGAGAGAGAUUUCCACCUAGAAUGCCUUCUUCAGUUCAGGUCGAGCAAGAAGUGAGAAAACCAUCAGGAACCGAAAUUGUGGUCUUCGAAUUUGCACAUCGCCUGUCCCAGGAAAUCCUGAGUGACGCCCUGCAGCAGUGGGCAGGCAAUAACAUCAAGUACUAUGACAUCCCAUAUAUUGAGAGUGAGGGGCCUUGACUCUGUAGGAUGAUAACUUCUUGAAUUGUGGAUAAAGUUGGUGCUACAUGAAACAAUAGCAAAAACUGGUGUGAAUAAAUACAAAUAACUACAUCUGGAUGUAAAAAAGUCUAUGAUAAUAUCAAGAGUAUAGAGUACUUAAAUGAAAUAUGUUAAGCACUUUUUAUGUUAACACCGAUUUCUAUCUGCUUGGCCUAGGAUUUUAGUCAUUUAAAGGGCGAAACAUAGGUCCUGCACCACAGUAAUCAGCUAUUAUGUCACAGCACUUUCUUCCUGAGGCAGUAAUAGAAUCACCAAAGAAAUCAAAUGGUUAAAGACACUUCUUUUAAAAUUACUAUUUGUUAAUUUACACACACACAAAUAAGAUAUGAGAAGGCUUUUUCCCAAAAUGCUUUGGCAAGGAAAUGGCACUUAAGCCACAGUAAUUAACAGUGGGUCUUGUUUGUCAAAACCAUUUGUGUCAAGGAUCCCUGUUCCUUAACACAAAUGACCAAGGAGUAGAAAGCAACCCAUGCAGAGGAAGUCCACCUUGAAACCUGUUCUUGAGACAUUUAUUUUUGUAGCUGAAAAGUCUAACUACCACCUUGAACCUCAGGGCCCAAACUAACCUCAGCUGUUACUGGAUGACUCAAGACAUCACACAUAAGGCACCUGAACAAGAUACAAUUUACAGAAGUCAUGACAUUAAUGUUUAUGGCAUUGAAUUAAGCAGCCCAGUGAUAUAACAAUAAGAAUUUUUACAAAUAGCAAUCCAGUAAAUUUUAAAAUAACAGAAGCUCUAGUCAAGAUAGAAAGCAGAACCUGUUCUCAGUGCUGCAUGCAUGUUAAGUUUUACUAUCUCAAAGAUGCAGAGGGUCAGUAUAUGGGCACUCGUUCCCAUUUUAUUAUUGACUAGUGGGACCAGUCUAUGCAUGAGUAUACAUACUUGUGUUACAAAACGAAAGAUCAAACACUCCUCCAAAGAGUAUUCAUUUAUUUGUGUAUGUGUGGUAACAAUGCUGUUAAGGUAUUUAUAGCCAUAGACUUAAAUCUAUCUUUUUGGGGCAGCUUUUAUUUUUAUUUUUUUUAACAAGUACUGUUUGAGAUCCAUGGCAAUAGAAAAUUUGGGAGGGGAAGAAGAUAUUGAGAAGACACACCUAUAGAAAAAUUGGGAUGCAGCCACUAGAAUUGUCUUUUCACCAAGAUUUGCUGCAUACUGAGUUUAAUUGGAAAGGGGAUUAUUUAAGUCUGUGUGCAUUAGAUUCUUAAGAUUCAACAGAUCAUUGUCACCAAUAUCUAAAGGACGGCAGAAGACGACUUGAGAUAAAUAUGUACGUGGCCUUAUAAGCAGGCAGAAAUGCUACCUCUAAUUUUAACGGUUAUACUUUGAAACCCACAAAUGGAGUGAAUUCUCCCGGAUGCAUGGACAAAGAAGGUUCUCUGAAGUGAGUGAUGUACCAUUUUUCCAUUGCUUUUAGACACCUGUCAUUCAACUUUCAUUUCACCUAGAUCUGAACUCUUCUGUUGUACAAUCUAGAAAGAAGGUAGAAAAAACCCACCAUCCUCAUUUACACAAGGAUAUGAAGGCCUAAAACUAAGAAAACAUUUUUGGAAAGUGCAAAAUAUAUUUCCAGGUCAUAAAGAAAAAUUUAGGGUUUUGAGUAUACUAAUCACUCAGACAAAAGCCUCGAUGUUGCCGUUUUUCAUCCGUUUUAUGUCUCACAUCAGGACAUUUUUGCUGCAAAGUCACUCACUGUUUAAAAGAUGUAGUUAAGUAUAUAAUACAAUAUUACAGUGACAAAAUAAAGCCAUAGCCACACUAAAUUUUUCAGCACCCAUUGGGACGUAGACUGGCGAGUUUUGGUACAGCUAAGUAUUUUAACCUCAGGUUCCUCCUGUGCCUGGUCCCCUAUUUCCCAGGGGGUAACAGGCAUGCCUGUCAGAUCCACAUCUAGCGCCAAGUGUCUCUCUGUUGCCGCCCUGACACUGCGGCAGUAUGGUUUUGUCACCAAGCACCAAACCCUCGCUCCUGAAUCAUUUUCACAGAGUAAAAUAUCUUGCAGUGUAGCCUUACCUUGCAUGGACAAGGAACUACGAGGCUUGCAUCAUCAGUGAGUGAGUAGAUAAUCCAAGUUGGAGGCAGGCAGGAAAAAGAACUGGAUAAGCAAGUGUGUACCACAGGUGAAAUUAUCAAGAUACACUUUUGCCUUGACAACAAGGCAGAUAAGAACAUCUUUGGUAGGGUUCCUCCUCUCAUACCUUCAUAUUUAAAUACAAGAUUUAUUUUACUUUGAACUUUCAUGAAUAGUAAAAGGUCUAUUUGAGAAGAAAGGAACAUAUAAAACACAAGACUGAAAGAAUUAUUAGCUACAGAAAGGGAAACGUUUGUUCCCACUUCUAUCACAAACACAGAUGAAAUAAGAAUAGUGGCCAAAUCAUAAGGGAACCAUGGCGCAAGAAACAGCACCCACGUCAGGCUCCAUCAAAAGACACUGCAAAACAAAUCUCCAGUGUUCUCGACUGAGGGAAGGGAACUUCUUUACCACCCUGACAGGUGCCCAACUACUGACUCUUUUCCCUUGGGAACAUCCAGGCUAGGGGCAGAUGAGUGCCGCCAGUGCGGCAAAGAACCUGCAGAUGGCAACAAACCCAGAUUCUCCGAGGAAGUGAGGAAGCGUGCCAGUUCCUCACCUACAGAGACUCAAUCCCGCGAAAGUGCUUCCCUGCUCCCUUCCCUAGUUAAAGGUCUCUCGUGUGCUAUUACCUUUCAGUUACAAGCCUUUGAUCCUAGAGUGCUCCAUUUUCAGUUGCCUUAUCUGUCCUUUGCUACCUACCUAUGGUCAUUAGCACUCAAAGCACAACUUUGAAGGGGAUAAAAAUGAUCCUAGUUCCAAAGGAAUAAUUUGUGUUAAACUGCCUUAUUAGUACUAAAAACAGACAUACUGCUGAAUAGGAUAGCAUGACACAUGUAUCCUACUUAAUAUCAUUGGCAUUUUAUGAGAUGAGGGAACUAUGCUUUUAUAUUAUAUACUUUUAGAAAUCAAAGUUAGAGACACAUGAUAAAGUAAAUGCAAGGAACAGUAAUUUAAAAACAAAAUUCCUACAAAUGUGUUGUUUGCUUAUUAAGCAGUUAAUGCCCUCACCCUGUAUCUGUGUGGCCAAACAGGAUGUAUCUUCCUUGGGGCAAGUGGGCACAAGCUCAGAUGUACCCCUUAUCUCUUACUUUGGAAAACUCACGUUUUGUUAGCUAAUUCUCUUCCUGUAAGACUUAGCUACGAAAUUGUAUAUUUUUUCCAAAUAUUUUUGAGAAAACAUUUUUUCUAACUGUACAAUAACAGUCUAGUUGCAAUUAACUAUGAGUUCGUAUUAAA